GAACUUCUUAAAUCAGAGACAAGCUUCCAAGGCGAGUUUCCUAAAGAAAAAUGGGCACCAAGGGCAAAGUUAUUAAAUGCAAAGCAGCCAUCGCCUGGGAAGCAAACAAGCCCCUUUGCAUAGAAGAGGUUGAGGUAGCUCCCCCCAAGGCACAUGAAGUUCGAAUUCAGAUAAUCGCCACUGCCUUGUGCCAUUCCGAUGCCCAUAUUCUCCAUCCUAAAUUUACGAAAGCUCUGUUCCCAGUGAUCCUUGGCCAUGAGGGAGCAGGAAUUGUGGAAAGUGUUGGGCCAGGAGUGACCAACUGCAAACCAGGUGACAAAGUGAUUCCUCUCUACAUGCCUCAAUGUAAAAAAUGCAAGUUCUGUUUGAGUCCACUCACAAAUUUCUGUGCAAAGCUCAGUCCAUCCAAAAGUCCUCUUGUUCAACAAGAACUAAUGGAAGACAAAACCAGCAGGUUUACCUGCAAAGGAAAACCAGUUUACCAUUUCAUGGGGAUCAGUACCUUCUCUCAGUACACUGUCGUAUCAGAUACUAAUCUGGCCAAAAUAGAUGAUGAUGCAAAUUUAGAGAGAGUCUGUCUGCUUGGAUGUGGGUUUUCAACUGGCUAUGGAGCUGCAAUCAACACUGCCAAGGUUACCCCAGGUUCUACUUGUGCCAUCUUUGGCCUGGGAGGUGUCGGCCUUUCUGCUUUAAUCGGUUGUAAAGUAGCAGGAGCUUCCAGAAUCAUAGCUGUUGAUAUCAACAGUGAGAAGUUUGCAAAGGCCAAAGCCCUUGGAGCCACUGACUGCCUCAAUCCUAGAGACCUACAGAAGCCCGUCCAGGAGGUCAUCAUUGAAAUGACCGGUGGGGGUGUGGACUUUGCACUUGACUGUGCAGGUGGAUCUGAAGCCAUGAGAGCAGCCCUGGACUGCACAACAAUAGGUUGGGGAUCGUGUACGCUCAUUGGAGUAGCCAUUGGUGACAAAGGAUUGACUAUUUCUCCAGUAGAGAUAAUAAUGGGCCGUACUAUCAAUGGAACAUCAUUUGGUGGUUUCAAGGGUAGAGAUUCAAUCCCAAAGCUGGUUACUGAUUACAAGAAUAAGAAAUUCAACCUGGAUGCACUGGUGACCCAUACCCUGCCUUUUGACAGAAUCAAUGAGGCAUUUGACCUAAUGCACCAAGGAAAAAGCUACAGGAAAGCCAAGAUCAGGAGCUAUUCCAAGAUGAAAACAUCACUACAACACGGCAUGCUCUACUUCUCACAGCACCACUAG
Myotis davidii is the source of this 1253-nucleotide messenger RNA. Its product is annotated as alcohol dehydrogenase 4. The coding region runs from base 51 to 1253 and encodes 400 amino acids. Gene Ontology annotation, molecular function: zinc ion binding; S-(hydroxymethyl)glutathione dehydrogenase [NAD(P)+] activity. Gene Ontology annotation, cellular component: cytosol. NCBI's taxonomy places the organism in Eukaryota, Metazoa, Chordata, Mammalia, Chiroptera, Vespertilionidae. The record is from RefSeq and is a predicted model, not a curated record. Gene Ontology annotation, biological process: formaldehyde catabolic process. The transcript has 9 exons.